This is a messenger RNA of Erpetoichthys calabaricus (reedfish), 2137 nucleotides long. RefSeq lists its product as uncharacterized. Bases 183 to 1175 code for a protein of 330 amino acids. The record is from RefSeq and is a predicted model, not a curated record. Lineage: Eukaryota; Metazoa; Chordata; Cladistia; Polypteriformes; Polypteridae. The transcript is spliced from 4 exons.
UCCUGUCGACGCUGUUUUGCUUUCAGUGUACGGACUUCCCGGCUCCAUAGCUUCAACCAAUGCAUAUUAAAGAGUUUACGCUACUUCGCAUCUACAAGGUUAUUUAAGACUGCUUCUUUUCCUGUUCGGCCAGUUCAACAUCACAGUCUAAUAAGCAAGUAAGUGAAUAAGUACAUGCUGUCAUGGAGCUGACUGAAGAUUACAAACAGAUAAUUGUGGAUGAAGUGAUUGAUUCAUUAAAAGGUGGUAUUAGCACUACUAUACAGCUCAUGAAGCAUAUGCAAGCAGUUGACUGUGAUCACAUGAAAGGCAAGUCGCGGAAAAUCCAAAAAUCCAUUCUGAAUGCAGAGAAGCGUUUCUCAAAGGCUGAAUUGUCAGCCAUGUGCCAAGUCAGAAAAGUUGAUGACGAAUGUUUAAACCUUACUUGUGAAAAGAAUCAACUAGAAAAUGAAGAAAAAGACAAAAAGGAGUUAUUAUAUUCAUUGCAGAAGGACCUGGAACAUUUAGAAGAGACGCUGAGAAUUUCAAAAACGAGUCUUAGUCAGGCACACAAUAGUCUGCAAUCAGCUGAGCAAAGUGUUAAGAAAGCCAGAAAGAGGGUGAGAGAUGAGGAGCGAAAUAAGAAUAUUGGCAUUGGAUUGAUGUUUGUACCAAUCGUUGGUACCGUUGUUGGAGCAGCAUUGAUUAUUGCUGCUGAGAGCGCAAAAAAAGAUGCUGAGUAUGCCGCCAAGAUUGCACAGGAGAAUGUAGAUAGUUGUAAAAGCAAUGUCACUACGAAUGAAAGAAACAUCCAGGAUUGCACAAAAAAAGUGGACAGCCAGAGAAAUGACAUUGAUUCAAUCAACAGAUGUCUGCAGGAAAUUUCAAGCAAGCUGGAGAGCCUCUCACAGAUGCGCCUGGAGAUGGGCGAGGUUCAGAAGAAGCUAAAGGACGCCACCUUCUUCCUGAGCACCUUGGCUGGAAAGAUGCAGGCAGCCAAAUUCCAAACAAAAACUUUAAUUCUAUUUGAUCCGUUAAUUAAUAUUUUAGAUGACAUUGCCCAGUAUCUGUGCAAGCAAAAGUAUCUGGAACUCUUCCAGCAGCAUAUUGAGCCAAUGAUCAAGCAGCUGAAAAAUGAGAAUACCAGUCUGAAAAGUAUCUGCAAGAAUGACAGUGAUGCUAUCCAAUUUUUUUAAGCAAAAAUAUAUUGAUUAGAUGUAAAGUAUGUUUUAUAUUUGAUAUAAUGCUUUUUAACUGUAAUACUAGUGUGACUGUAAAGCAAAAUAGCUGUAAAAAAAAUUUUCUAGAUAAGCUUCUUUGUAAAUCAUGUACUGCUUGAAUGCAUAUUUAAAAAAAAUGUUAUUUAUACAUCUCUUUUGUUGCAAAUGGAGUUUUAAAAUGUUUGUAUAUGUCAAUGUGACAGGUGGGACCUAAUUCUGCUUCAUGCCCAAUUUUAAUUAAUAAAAUGGUAUGAGACCAGCACAGAAAGGAGCAGACAGAGAUUGUGUUGCCUGAUCAAUGAGUAAGAUGUUUUAAAAUGGGAUUUUUACUUUUCUUUCUAAUUAAUUGACAUACUAAUUAUUAUUUUUUUCUUUUUGUUUAUCAACUGCUGCUUUGUGGCUGUUUUACUAUUUUGAAGACUGUUUUUUAUUAUUAUUACUGCCAGUAAUGUUUAUAUGUUAACUUUCAAAUUAAUGUAAGGUUGUGCUUGGGGGAAGGAAUCGGGAAUCAGUGGUUUGGUUUAUUUUAUUUUUCACAAGUGUGUGUUUUUUGAUUAUUUCUUUUAGUCACUGAUAUAUAGUAGGUUCAUUGGUAUAGUAUUUGUUUGCUGUAGGUUUUUUUGUUGUUCUCAUAUUGUUGUUUGUUAUAAGAUUCCCCAUGCCGAUCAUUAUCAUGGUUAUAACUGGCUGUAAUAAAUUAUUUUAUUUUAUUUUCCUGUUGAGAUAGAUAGAUAGAUAGAUAGAUAGAUAGAUAGAUAGAUAGAUAGAUAGAUAGAUAGAUAGAUAGAUAGAUAGAUAGAUAGAUAGAUAGAUAGAGUCAUCCAUCCAUUUCCCAACCCGCUGAAUCCGAACACAGGGUCACGGGGGUCUGCUGGAGCCAAUCCCAGCCAACACAGGGCACAAGGCAGGAACCAAUCCCGGGCAGGGUGCCAACCCAC